AUGACCCCUCCCUCCACCGUUCGCGCCCUCAACCGCAUUUCAAAUCCUUCGACCGUUGCGUGCUGGAACUCCGCCAUCCGAGCGUCCGUACGCGACGGCCUCCCCCGCGAAGCCGUGCUCGUCUACCGCCGCAUGAAGCAGAACGGAGUCCGACCCAACAACCUCACCUUUCCCUUCCUCCUAAAAGCCUAUGCGGGGCUCCCGCAUGCUCCCGCUCCUGCGGUCGCCCACGCCCACGUCGCCAAAUCCCCAUUUUGCGACGACAUCUUCGUCGGAGCAGCGCUGGUCGACUUGUAUGUGAAGAGCCGAGAGGUGGACGUCGCGUUGAAAGUGCUCGACGGAAUGCCCCAGAGAGAUGUUGUUGCUUGGAACACCGUGAUCGUGGGCGUGUCUCAAUUGGGUUCUUCUCUCCGAAGAGCCCUCUUUCUCUUUCGCCGCAUGAGGUUGGAGGAUAUUGCGCCCGAUUUGGUUACCUAUAUAAGCUUGGCGCGCUCGUGCGGGUGUGAGGAAAAGCUGAGCUUUUUAAGAGCCGUUCACUCUUUGGCGAUAGCACAAGGAUUCGAAGCUGAUGCUUCCGUCGCGAAUACUCUGAUUGCCGCUUAUUGCAAAUGCGAGGAUUUGAGCUCCUCGGAGUCGGUGUUUAGUGAGAUUGCUGCAGGAAUGAGGUCGGUCGUGUCUUAUAAUUCUAUGAUCGCGGGUUAUGCUCGUCUUUGCCUAUCAAAAGAAGCCAUUUUGCUCUUCUCUGUAAUGGCUCGGGACGGUAUUAGGCCCGACCUGAGCACUAUUUUGAGCUUGCUCUCAUUGUUCGCCAAUUCAGGCUCGUUAUUAGAAGGCGAACUUGUUCAUUCGCUAGGUAUCAAACUAGGUGUGGAUUGCGAUAUCUCCGUGAUGAAUACUCUAAUAUCAUUACAUUCGAAGUGUGGAGAUUUAGAAGCUGCGUUGUAUUGUUUCAAUAACAUGCCAAAAAAAACUUGUGUUUCGUGGACUGCUUUGAUCAGCGGAUAUGUGCAAAGAGGAGAUAUAAAUGAAGCAAUGGCUCUGUUUUCUUCUAUGGAAGCUGCAGGGGAGAAGCCUGAUGCUCUCACUAUCGUUGCUCUUCUCUCUGCUUGUAGCCAAGUUGGUGGUCUCGAUCUCGGUAAACAUAUGCAUGAUUACGUGCUCACUAACGGGUUCAAAGACGACAUAUUAGUGAGCAAUGCAUUGAUCGACAUGUAUGCAAAAUGUGGUAGCAUCGGUGAAGCUCGAAGGCUCUUUGAUAGAAUGAGCGGAAGAACUAUAGUAUCUUGGACCACCAUGGUUAUGGGUUAUGCCAUAAAUGGGGAAUUUGAGCAAGCUUUGGAUCUCUUCUCACACAUGGUGGAACAAGGAUUGAAGCCUAAUCGUGUAACCUUUCUCGCGGUUCUUCAAGCAUGCGUUCAUGGUGGUUUGCUUGAGAAAGGAUGGGACUAUUUCAAUCUCAUGAGUGAAGUUUACGGCAUAGCUCCAAGGUUAGAACACUAUGCUUGUGUCAUUGAUCUCCUUGGCCGUCGAGGAAGAGUGAGCGAGGCACUGGAUUUCAUUAGAAGGAUGCCUCUUGAACCAGAUGCAGGUGUGUGGGGUUCUUUGUUGGGUGCUUCGGUAACUCAUCGCGAAAUUGAAAUUGGCGAGUACGCAGCGAGCCGCCUUUUUAGUCUGGGGCCUCAAACUGGAGUGUCGUAUGUCGGCAUGGCCAACAUUUAUGCUGCGAAAGAGAGGUGGGAGGGCGUGGCAGAGGUAAGAACGAUGAUGAGGCAGAAGAAGGCGAGGAAAAAUGCAGGCCAGAGCGCCAUAGAGAUCGAUGGGCUCUUCCAUGCAUUCGCUGUCGAAGAUAGGUCUCACCCGCAAAGCUCACAGAUUUAUGAAGUCUUGGAUACUUUGUUCUUGCAGUUAAAAAAAAAGCAGAUGUAA
This is a messenger RNA of Ananas comosus (pineapple), 1926 nucleotides long. Its product is annotated as pentatricopeptide repeat-containing protein At4g19191, mitochondrial-like. Gene Ontology annotation, biological process: RNA modification. NCBI's taxonomy places the organism in Eukaryota, Viridiplantae, Streptophyta, Magnoliopsida, Poales, Bromeliaceae. Gene Ontology annotation, molecular function: protein binding; RNA binding. The transcript has a single exon. The coding region runs from base 1 to 1926 and encodes 641 amino acids. The record is from RefSeq and is a predicted model, not a curated record.